Molecule: messenger RNA, 1287 nt
Organism: Pogona vitticeps (central bearded dragon)
Lineage: Eukaryota; Metazoa; Chordata; Lepidosauria; Squamata; Agamidae
Gene: TBX19
Product: T-box transcription factor 19
Biological process (GO): regulation of transcription by RNA polymerase II; heart morphogenesis; positive regulation of DNA-templated transcription
Cellular component (GO): nucleus; chromatin
Molecular function (GO): DNA-binding transcription factor activity, RNA polymerase II-specific; RNA polymerase II cis-regulatory region sequence-specific DNA binding
Source: RefSeq, a predicted model, not a curated record
AUGACUGAUUUGGGCUGCAAGAAACACAGUGACUGCACAGUCUCCAGGUUGCUCAAUGUGGUGGAGAAUGAACUCCAAGCUGGGAGAGACAAAGGGGACCCCACCGAGAAACAGCUCCAGGUUGUCUUGGAGGAUGCUGCACUAUGGCAGAGGUUCAGAGAAGUUACAAAUGAGAUGAUCGUCACCAAGAAUGGCCGACGGAUGUUCCCUGUUCUAAAGAUCAGUGUCUCAGGCCUGGACCCAAACGCUAUGUAUUCCUUUCUGCUGGACUUUGCUCUGACUGACAGUCACCGCUGGAAGUAUGUCAAUGGAGAAUGGGUACCAGCAGGCAAGCCGGAGCCAUCAAAUCACAGUUGUGUCUACAUCCACCCUGACUCUCCCAACUUUGGGGCCCAUUGGAUGAAGGCAGCAGUAUCUUUUAGCAAAGUGAAACUUACCAAUAAACUGAAUGGCAAUGGGCAGAUUAUGCUGAAUUCUCUCCAUAAAUAUGAGCCUCAGGUUCAUAUAGUGCGAGUAGGAGGGCCACACAGGAUGGUAAAGAAUUGUUCUUUUCCUGAAACACAGUUCAUAGCAGUGACUGCAUACCAGAAUGAAGAGAUCACAGCUCUCAAAAUCAAAUACAACCCCUUUGCCAAAGCUUUUCUGGAUGCAAAAGAAAGAAAUCACCAAAAGGAUACUCCAGAUAUUGUCUCUGAAAGUCAACACAUGACAUAUUCUCACUUGGGCGGCUGGUUGAUUUCCAAUCCAGAUGCUGUGUGCACAGCAGGAACAUCCAGCUAUCAGUACAGUGGCUCUUUUCCUCUGCCUUCCCCACAUGCACAUCACAGCUGUGAACACUAUUCAACCCUUCGUGGACACAGAGCUGUUCCCUAUCCUGCUUCAUACAUGCACAGAAAUCAUUCUCCAUCAGUGAAUUUGAUAGACAGCACUAGCAAUGAUCUCCAAGUGUCUCCAGCGCAUGAAGGGUGGACUUCCGUACCUUCCAGUCACCAUCCCAACUUGCUUCCUGUGCCACACAACAGUGCUACUACCACACCAGGGCCUACACACUACCCGUGCCUCUGGACAGUCAAUAACAAUGCCAUUGCCAGCGUUGGGAGUGAUGCAACCAGCAGCCCUCCAGGAACCUUCCUGCGAAGUAACAUCGUGCUACCUCCUCCCACCUCCUCCUCUGCUUCCACUUCUUUGCCAGGAACCAUCCCCAGCAGCAUGGAAGCACAACUGGAGAGUGCUUUUCCUAGAUCAACUGAUUCCACUUGGGCAUCCGUAGCCUCCCAUUCAUUUUAA